AUGUUUCAGUAUUUUGUGAAUAAAUUGCUUGGGGAUUUACCCCCAAAUUUUAAUUAUGUAAUUAAAAAGAAAAUAGAAUAUAAUGGAAUUCGAGGAGGGUAUUAUGAUAUAUAUGAUGGAGUAAAUAAAAAUAAUGAAGAGGUUAGUAUUUUUAUUUAUGAAAAAAGUAAUAAAGAUUUUCAUAAUAAUGUAAAAAAAUAUGUUAAUAAUCAUUUAAAUUAUUCAAAAAAAUUAAUUCAUCCUAAUAUUUUAAAAGUAUUAUAUACAUUUGACAAUGAUAAAAGAAUAUAUAUAGUAACUGAAAAGUGUGUACCAUUAUUUUUUGAAAAUAUAAAAGGUGACCCUAUAUGGGGAAUAUAUGAAGUUAUUAGUGCUGUUAAUUUUAUUAACAAUUAUAAUUAUGUCCAUUGUUUAGUAAAUCCAUUUUCUGUUUUUGUGACUUCGAAGGGUCGAUGGAAAUUAUCACUAUUUGAUUGUAUAUAUGAAAAAAAUAUGAACAUACAUAAUAUUAUAAAUAAUAUUCAAGAUCAUUUAUUUUUUAGUUAUGGAUAUAGACUAAUAAAUUUUUCGAAUGUUGCAAAACCGGUUGCAAUUGAUGCAUAUGGUUUAGCUUAUUUGAUGGUAUGGUCUUAUCAAAAUUAUAUGACGGAAUCGCAAAAUAAAGAAGGUAAUAUGGGCAUUGCAAAUAGUAAUUUUUCUGAAGGGGAAAGGAAUGAAUAUUUUUUAAAUGGUGAAACAUUUAAAGAGACAAAAAAUAAAUAUUGUUUAAAUAUAGAUAUAAUGCAAAUAUAUAAAAACUGUUUACCACCAAACCUUUGGAAUAUAUAUGAGACAUUACUUCAAUAUAGUGUAAAGGGUAUAGACAUAAACUUUUCAACAAUAUUAAAUAGUGAUAAUAUAACUGGGAAUUAUAUAGUAAAGACAAUGUUAUUUUUAACUGAAAUUCAUAUGAAAUCUCGGAUUGAAAAAACAAAUUUUUUUAGUAACCUUUAUGAAAAUUUAAAUAAUAUAAAUAUAGAUGUAAAGGUUCAAUUAAUACUACCAGAAAUAAGUAAAAAUUUGGAAGUAUCUGAAAAUUUAGAAAAAUGUUUACAGAUUAUGUUAAUAAUUUCUAAAGAUAUGGAUAUAAAUGAUUUUGAAAAAAUAGUAUAUCCAACUUUUUUAAAAUAUUUUUUACAAACAGAUAGAUCUAUUAGGUAUAUGUUAUUAGAAUGUUUUCCAAUGAUUGAAAAGAAUUUAAAUAAUAAUAAUAUGAAUGAAAUAUAUUUAUCAUAUAUGUAUGGAUUUUCUGAUAAUAAUAUAUCAAUAAAAAAUGCAACUAUUAAAAAUUUUAUUUAUGUAUAUCCAAAAUUAAAAAAUAGUUUAAAAACACAAGCCUUACAUGUAUUAUUAGAAAAUUUAAAGGAUAGAGAUUGUUGUAUUAAAUCCAAUACUAUUAUAUGUAUUGCAAAAAUAGCAAAUUAUAUAUUAGAUGAUAAACAGAAUAUAUUAGAAAAUGUUUAUAGAAUAGGUUUAUGUGAUAUGUAUGUACAAAUACGAGCAGCGACACUUCAAGCUAUAAAAGCUACUUACAACCAGUUUGAUAUAAAACGAUUUAUUUUAAAUAUAAUGCCAUUAGUAGUUAAAUGUUUAAUUGAUGAAUCUCCUGAAAUUCGGCAUAUUACUUUUGAAUUAUUUGAUUUUGUUAUUCCUUUGUUGAAAAGUUCUCUAAUGAAUAUUGGAGUUAACAAUACAGACACAAAAAGAAGUGAUGAUAAAAGUUGGGUUGAAAAUUCUUGUAUGAUUGAAAAAGAGGAUAACCCUACUUAUCAUCAUGGAUAUAAAUUUUCUGAAAAUGAUCGAAGCAAAUGUUUACAAGAAGGAGUUAUAAAUAAUAAGACAAUCAUGAUUCAGACAAACCCAAACAAUGCCAAAAAAAUUUUUAAUACCAACACAAGAAACGAGAAUAAAAUAGAUAUAAAUAAAAAAGAAGAUAAAUUAAAAAGUAUAAAUGAGAUAGAAAAAGAGAUUUUAGAUGAUUUUGGGUGGGAUCUGGAUUUUACAGAGGAAAAAAAAAACUCAAAAAAAAACAACGUAAACAUUAAUGAUUUUUUUGAUGAGUUUAAUCUUAAUAAUGAAGAAAAUACUCCAAGAUUCAAAUUGAGUUCAUUACAAUAA
This is a messenger RNA of Plasmodium vinckei vinckei, 2157 nucleotides long. Its product is annotated as protein kinase, putative. NCBI's taxonomy places the organism in Eukaryota, Apicomplexa, Aconoidasida, Haemosporida, Plasmodiidae. The record is from RefSeq and is a predicted model, not a curated record. The transcript has a single exon. Bases 1 to 2157 code for a protein of 718 amino acids.